Aspergillus melleus is the source of this 1218-nucleotide messenger RNA. RefSeq names its product heme-dependent oxidative N-demethylase family protein. The record is from RefSeq and is a predicted model, not a curated record. The transcript is spliced from 3 exons. NCBI's taxonomy places the organism in Eukaryota, Fungi, Ascomycota, Eurotiomycetes, Eurotiales, Aspergillaceae. The coding region runs from base 1 to 1218 and encodes 405 amino acids.
AUGCAGAUCGAAGGUGUGUCGUCCAGAGGGGUGGAUGAGAAAGAGGUUCGCAAGCAGAUUCUACCGAUGACAACGGAUUACCGGACCUGUGAAGAUGAAAAGUAUACCCCGAUGGGAUUCUCAUUAUCCGAUAUCAAGGCUUUGGGCGAUUUUCCGGAUUACGCAGAGCUCAGUGGCGUGCCUCUGCCCCAGGCAUACUCGGAAUUCGACAUCGAUAAAGCCCUACCAAGACCGUAUCGUCCGUUCAGGUGGGCUUAUCAUCAGACCAUGUCACUCACAAAACUGGAAACAGACUGGUGGAUCGAGCUCGAGAAUACCUACAAGAAGCGCAUCACCCAGCGAAAGGAAUUGUACGCGAAACACGGAAGUUCUGUCUUAGCAGCUCUCCCUGGCUCCGAGCUAGCAUGCAAAGAACUCAUGGAAAUGGUUUUGCAAUUUGUCUGCGCUCGCUAUCCCCAAUACUUCUCCCUGUCGGACAAGCGCAUCCUUCAUAACAAAAUCCUGGGCACAGCGCAAGACGUCCGAUCCAAACACCCCUUGGAGAUCUUACUCGACAACAUCCCCGAAGACUUCGGCAUCAUGUUGCGGGACGACCAGACGGGCAAUUACUUUCUGCGUGCGGGAUUGAUCUGCUCUGCGUUGGGCUGGAACGUGGGCACCAAGAUUGGUCUUCAGCUUCAUGAAAUCCACGAGCCAAUCCCUGAUUAUAAAGAGAAAAUGCAAUUUUCUAUGGAUCGAUUUUUCACGAAAAUGCCCUCCGACAAGCCGAUCCAAAGAGGCUCCUGGGGCCUGGAAGUAGGACAACCGUUAUACAUGCCUAAAGACGACCCUCACGAGGCGCUGCGGCUGUCCCAAGACCCGAACCUCCGCCUCGAAGACUGUCAUCUGCGCGUCGACUGGCAGACUCUUCGACGUCUUCCCCUCUCGGGGGCUGUGGUCUUCAACUUCAAGGCGCUCUUCACGCCUGUUACGGAGUUUCGUGACGAGCCGCGCGUACCAGCGCUGCUGGCGGAGAUAUUGAAGAAUGGCAAGAGACAUUUGUUGGAAUAUAAGAGUACAUGGCACGUGGAGCAUGUCGUUUUACCGAAGUUGGAAGAGUGGGCGAGGGAGCAAGAGGAGUAUGGGCUGGUGGCGAAGGGCUGCGAGGUGGCUACUUUGGAAGAUAGUCCGUGGUUUAAGGGCUGGCAGGAAAAAUGGCACCGACAGCAAGGGUUCUGA